Messenger RNA from Ceratosolen solmsi marchali, 12442 nucleotides. It is a transcript of the gene btv, whose product is annotated as dynein cytoplasmic heavy chain beethoven. NCBI's taxonomy places the organism in Eukaryota, Metazoa, Arthropoda, Insecta, Hymenoptera, Agaonidae. Gene Ontology annotation, biological process: microtubule-based movement. Gene Ontology annotation, molecular function: dynein intermediate chain binding; ATP hydrolysis activity; minus-end-directed microtubule motor activity. The record is from RefSeq and is a predicted model, not a curated record. The transcript has 44 exons. Gene Ontology annotation, cellular component: dynein complex. Bases 1 to 12372 code for a protein of 4123 amino acids.
AUGGUCGUUAUUGAUAGGAGGCGAAGCUUCAUCCUUACAACGGCUCACCAUUUCUUUGGCGUCCCUCACGAUGAGGAUUUGGAUAGCAAUGAGGUGUCGCUGCUUGAUAACUUUCUGGAUCGAGCAAAGUGUCGAACGCUUUACGCUGCUUUUUUAUUUUCGAAUUCGGAAUCACGCGUCAGCUUAACCAACGAGCUAUCCGUCGGCAACAAUACUUUGGUAUUUUUCAAGAUCUCGGACUCGCUGGUGACGGAGACGAACUUCCAUGACGUCGUGCAGAUGACGUCCGUGAGUAAAAACAGCGCUACGGCACUCGCCGAGGAACUUCGGCAGGUAUGGACUCCAGCCCUGAGGACGGCCGGCGUCGACUCGCUCUUCCUGAAGAAGCUCGAGAUCGAGCUCCUCGGGCCCAAGGCUAUAUCCUCCCUCGUCGAGGAGGAGACAUUCAUGCGGGAAAAGGCCCGGGGCGCGAGGACGCCCGCGGAGAGCAGACUUUACGAGCAGGCGGUCUUUUACCUCACGAGCAUUCGUCGUGACAUGGAGAGCGCGGCUGUGACGAGGGAGGGCUUGACAUUGGUGGAGGAAACGUUCGACGCGGUCUCUGGAUAUUUGGAUGAGCUAUGGAGACUUAAGGGGCCUGUUUAUACCGAAUUGCGCAUGCAGUCGUUGCUGGAAAUUAUCGGAGACGAAGUUGCACAGCUCGUUCAAUCGUUAUUGAGUAAAGUACGUAUUCAAUCGGAUGGACGAGUAAAAGACGAGGCUGUGGCUCUUGGAGCUAUUGUUUGUGAAAAAUGGGUUGCCAUGUCCGUACGUAUGACGGACUUAUUUUGGCCUCAUAUAAUCGACCAUCCGUGGAGGGGAAAGCCAUACAGACCGGAAAAAUGCACAAAUUUUGGAAUCAGAUUAAAAGAAAUAGCUGAAAUUCGCGGGCAAAAUCGUCAAUUGACGAAGCUGUUGACUCAAAGUGAGAGGACGCAUCUCGAGAUCGAUGCAUUAUUCAAAAUAUUCGAUAAUGUCGACGAAUUGCUCGGGGAGGAAAACGACGUAAAGUGGAGUCGAUUAAAAGAUAAGGUGCAGAGCAGCCUCGCACCUAUCGAGGAACGCGUCGCUACGAAGCUGAAGACUCGUAUCACUGGAGCAAAGACAUUACUUGCCGUAGAGACCGAGUUUCGUCGAUAUAGCGAUCUCGUGAGGAGAGAGAUGAUAAAGAAUCUUCUUCGAGCCGAGCGACAAUCUCUAUUGUCCGCCUAUUCCGAUCUUAUCGAUGCAGCUCAAAAUGAGUGCGACACGAAGGAACUAUUGGAUACGCCUGAAAUUUUACAAGCCGUUCAAACUGCCAAGGUGUCGGAACUUCGUCUCAAAAGCUUGCAAAAGCUUGGACAACAAUUACUCGACGAUCUUCCAGGGUACGAGGAUAUUUCGAGAAGACUUACGAGUUGUAUUUGCGAUGUUGAAAAGCAUAGACAAGAACUCGUUGAAACAUGGGUGACGGAGACGCAGAAGUCGGUGGCGAGGAAAGAGCUGACACUGAGCCAAAAGAGCGCAGUGGUCGAGCUCACCGGCGCAAAGAUGAUGCGCGUAAACUUCGACCCGCGGCUAACGACGCUCAUACGGGAGGGUCGCGGACUCGCCGGCCAGGGCGUGGAGCUUCCGCGUGAGAUAAAGGACCUGGUGGAGCGGGCCUCGAUGUUGACGAGACGGGCGCGAGCACUACAGCAAGUAGCCAACUUUCACAACACCAUUGGCGACCGGAUGAUACCGUCGCAACGUCCGCUGAUGCUUGCCGCGGCCCUCGAACUGGCCGGAGCCGUUCGCGAGCAAUCGGGCGUCGUCUGGUCGGAUCCCCGAGCCGUCGAUGCUUUCACCAGCAAACUCCAAGAAUUGGUAAAGAGAUUUGCACAUCAGAAUGCCGAACUCGCCUCGAAGCACACAACUUUACGAGAUUUAGUUUCAAAUUUGCUAAAGGGUGAGAGCGUGAAUAUGGUGACAAAUCAAAAAGUAUGGAAAGACACUUUAAGGAGCAUGAGGGAUAUUGUCAGCUUGGUCGAGGAUAAUUAUGGUAAUACGAAGGCGUGGAAGCUCCAUUGGGAUCGACAGCUAUUGAAAGCUUUGGGAAUAGCUUACAGGGCGGCUUUGCCAUCAUUGAUCAAGAAAUUAUCGGAAAUUCGAGUUGAAUUGACUUUUCGCGACAAAUCGCUGCAAUGGAAGCCUUCGCUCGAAGACAUUAGAACGAAACUUUAUUCAGGCAUACGUCGCUUCCUCGCGAUCCCAGUGAAUUUCCGUGGAGUUGGCGAUCAGGCCGAUGGCCACUUUCAAACUCUCAUACCGCAAAGCAUUUAUUUGUUCGGGGGAGUUUAUAAGGAGGCGGAAAUUUUGCUUAGCGCGCUCGAAAGUUUCCGAAUAAAGUGGCUGUCACUUGUUGCUCCCGCGAAUGUCGAUGUCGGCCAAACAUUGAGGGGCAAGCAAUGGCAAGACUGGGAAAAAGCAUUUAAAGAUUCCAAACAGUGGGCCCAAGAGGUUAGUAAAUUGAGAGCAAACGAAGUAAAGAUAUUAUGCAUUACCGUUGAUACUGGAACAAUAAGAAACGACUUGGAAUCUCUAUCUCGCAGGUGCUGGGAACGAUUGGCGCUGGAUCUGCGGGCCGAAGCAUCCUCGCGUUUAAUCGCAAUCGUGGAGUUUUUGUCAUCGGCGUUAAAAAAAUUAUCGCAACGGGCGCGCACUAUCGAAGAAAUUGGAGAAGUAUACGAGGCUUAUUCGAACAUUCAAAAGCAAUACAAUGAUAUUGCUCAAGAAUUGGAGGAUGUUUCGGGAUUGGGUAGGAUAUUGGCCGCCUGGACGAGGGAAAAAUUAGAAGGCUUGGAUAAUGCGCAUAUUGCUUGCGAGAGCUUAAAAGAACGUAUGAGGAAUUAUCAGGGCGUAAUGGUUCAUCAGUUAGAGGAGGCGAAGUUGAAUUUGCGACAUCAAGUGCUGGCCGUUCACGACGAGCAAGAGCGCUGGAAUGCAAAGUGGAUGGCGAGACCGGAGGUACUUGGCAACGAUUGGAUAGAAACGAUGCGCGAAAGAUGGACGAAUUUGUCCGAGCAAAGGGACAUGCUCGUGAGCGAUUGCAAACGACUGAAUUUGCCCGUUGAUGAAAUAUUCGCAAGCGAUGAUAAGAUGGUAGCGCGGAUGGAGGCCGAGCUCGAAGCCGAGGAACUCAACUGCAAAUUUCAAAGUGAAUUUAUGGAUGAGUUGAGGAGACAGGAGGAGGAGGAGUGGACGGUCGCUAGACGUAGAUUGGCAAAGUUUCACGACUGGCUCGACUCGUGGCAGGGCCAAAUACAGCUGCAUUCCAAAAAUCAACGCGAAGAGUCGCUGCAGGAGCACGACACUUCCAAGCAUCUCGCCCACUCUUAUAUCGAGCGACGGAUCUUGGAAUUGAGAGAGUCGGUCGAAUGGGUGCAGCUGUUGAAGGGGGAAGAGCUCGCGGACGAGCACUGGAGCGAAUUGAAGGACAUAUUGGAGCUCGAGGGAGUGAAGCACUCGAACGGCAUAACUUUGGGCCACUUGCUGCAACGAUCGCAGCUAAUCCAAGCUAAUGCCGAACGAAUCAAGGACGUAACGAAACGUGCCGCAGCCGAGAGUGGAAUACGCCAAGCGCUUGGAGAACUCGAGGCCUGGGAGAGUUAUACGUCACUGCCACUUCAAGAGUCUAAGGACAGUAAAAAUGAGGGGAUUUAUAUAGUUAGCGAUUAUAGUACACUGUUGGCGCGAGCCGGGGAGUUGAAGCUGAUACUGGAGGGGGCGAGGGGAGCAACGGGGUAUGAAAGAUUUGCCUCGAGAGCAGCUCGAUGCGAAGCCGCGCUGCACGAACUGGAAGAGCGCGUCAAGCUGCUCAAUACAAUUCAACGAAAAUGGAUUUAUUUAGAGCCAGUGUACGGUGGCGGCGCUGCACCCAGCGAUUCCGGCAGAUGGGCGCGAGCUGAUAAAGAAUUCAGAUACUUUAUCGGGGAAAUAUCGAGGGAUCCCAAAAUACCGUCCAUUAAAAAGCUGCCGUUUCAUGCUCUCGUCGGCCUUAAAGACUUGAUGGACAGAUGUCAGAGGAGCUUGGACGACUUUUUAGAAGAAAAGAGAUCGGCCUAUCCGAGGCUCUACUUCUUAAGCGAUGACGACCUUCUUGAAUUAGUGUCUGGUAAAGGGAAGGGUUUGGAUGUCCAUUUAGCGAAAUUGUAUCAAGGAGUUGGCUCGAUUGAAAAGGACAAUGGUUAUAUAACGAGCAUCGUGUCGCCGCAAGGUGAGAAGCUCCGGCUAAUUGACAAAAUUAGUCUUACAGAGACAUUUCCAAAGUGGUUGCUGACUUUAGAGGAAAGUAUGAGAAAUGCCUUACAGCAAAAUUUGAAUACUUGCUUGUUAGAGCAAAUACCAAAUAUUGCAUCGUAUCCGACGCAAAUAUUGCUUUUGUGCGAAAGAAUUCGCUUCACGCAAAAGUGCGAAAUCGCUAUUGAGGAUAACGUCAGGGGCUUAACAGAUUUGCUCAAAUUUCUUGAAAAGCAAAGGGUACGUUAUAAAGGUUUGGAGGAUCCGGGGGAUGAAUUGAUGUCUUUAAAGGUGAAGAACCUUUUGCUCGAAACUGUGCAUCAUAUUCACAUUGUUGAAAAUCUCUUAAACGUAAUCUCGGAUAAGGAGAAACUUUGGUGGAAUUGGAAUCGUCAAUUAAGGACUUACAAAAAUGGCGGUGGAGCUGCUGUACGCUGUGCCAAAGCUGAAUUCCCCUACUGUUUCGAGUAUCAGGGGGCUGCUGUUAAUCUUGUGAGAAGCCCGUUAACGGAAAAAUGCUACCUCGCUCUGACUCAAGCAAUGAAAUUAGGACUCGGAGGUAGCCCAACAGGUCCUGCUGGUACGGGCAAAACCGAGAGCGUAAAAGCUUUGGGUGGCAUAUUAGGACGUCGUGUUCUCGUGUUCAAUUGCGACGAAGGAAUGGAUUCUGGCAGUAUGCGUCGGAUAUUAAUUGGCUUGGCACAAGCCGGUGCUUGGGGAUGCUUUGACGAAUUCAAUCGCCUCGAAGAGAGUACCAUGAGCGCCGUGUCCAUGCUAAUAAGGCCAUUGCAAGAGGCAAUUCGCGAUGGAGUUGGAAAAAUAAAUUUGGAUGGCUCGGAGAUACGCGUAGACCCGCACUGUUGCCUAUUCAUAACAAUGAAUCCUGCUGGUGAUGAUUAUGGGGGACGACGGAAAUUACCGGAUUCAUUAGCAAGAUUAUUUAGAUCGAUUGGAAUGGCCAAUCCUAACAAAAUCAACAUCGUUACGACACUGUUGGAGUGCGCUGGUUUUAUGAACUCGUGGAAAUUAGCCAAUCAAUUAGUCGAGACUUUCGACACUGCAGAGAAAUUGUUAUCUAAACAAGCGCACUACGACUGGGGCUUACGAGCGCUAAGAUCCGUGCUAAAUGCCAUUCCAUCGGCCGUUGGGCUUGACGAAGUAACUGAAAAUUCAAGAUUAUUAGCGGGAAUUCAUAUAGCCACCAGGCCUAAAUUGGUUGGAAAAGAUGUGCCAAACUUCUUGUCAUUAUUAAACGACAUAUUUCCAGCCAUUGAUUUACCUUCGAAAGCCAUUAUUAAAGGAAAUGAAGAUUUACAAUCUAUUCUUAAUGAUACAUGCCAAUCUCAAAACUUAAACGAGAGCUUAAUUAGUAGAUGUAUUCAGUUAAAUGAUCAAUUGAAAAACAGGAGCGGAGUUGCAAUUGUUGGACCACCUGGAUGUGGCAAGUCAUUAAUAAUAAGAACAUUGGCCGACUCCUUAUCGAAGAUUGGAGAAACCGUGAGACAAUUUCAAAUUUAUCCAGGAGCAAUUUCAAAGUCAAAACUACUUGGCACCGUCGAUCCUCGAACGAGAGAAUUUAAGGAAGGAUUACUGUCCAACGUUAUUUCUAAUUCCGAUGGCAAGCCAUUGUGGAUUAUAUUUAAUGGCGAUGUUGAGCCAGAAUGGGCAGAAGCUUUAAACUCGGCUUUGGAUGAUAAUCGCAUUCUUACUCUCUCCAACGGAGUCGCAAUCAAAUUGGGAAACGAAACACGUUUCUUAUUCGAGUCACAUAAAUUGUCGAAUGCCAGUCCAGCCACAGUUUCUCGAUUAGGCGUUGUUUAUCUUGGUGAAAUGUCAGCGUCAAUUCUUCUAAACUCAGCGACUUUGAGCGAUCUUCCCUCUAUAUCCACUACCAACUUUAUUAUGAAUCACCUUCAUUCUGCGAUCGAACAAGUUUUAAACAUCAAAAAAGGACAAAAAUCCGCACCGGGAUUAUUGCGCGCUGCAAUGGUUCACUUUCAAAAUGCGCAUACGCAAACAAGUUGUAUUCACGCAUUGUUGCUCUCCAUAUGCGGACAAAUCGAAAGCUCAACUUUACAAGAUAAAAUUGCGCGCUCGAUUUAUCAGUUAACUGGCAUUUGGUGUCCCGAUUGCGAUAAUCCCUACGAUGUUAUAUAUAACGAAGAAAAGGACGUACUAGAUCCUUUUAUAACUGAUGCAAAAACGAUGAGAACCGACGAAGGCUCCUCCAUUUACUUAUCAGGAUCGCUGCAAAGGGGAAUAAGUGCAACUUUGCCUUGGAUCACGUCUGGACAAGCGGUUCUAUUUCGAGGACCAAACGGCUGUGGAAAAAAUUCCUUAUUAUCGGCUAUUAUAACUCUAAUGAAAAUGGAGUCGAAGGAAGCAAUUUCAGUUAUAAAAACAUCAUCGUUGUACGGCUCGAAAGAUUUAAUCGACAGAUUAAAAAGAUCGUGCGUUAAAUUAGAUUCGUUAUCCGUUGGUAGAACAUAUAAACCAAAAUAUGGAUCAAAUUUGAUUUUAGUUAUAAGAGAUCUGCAUAUAGCUUCGAAAAAUUUUCAGGAACUCAUUCGCCAAUUGAUACAAGAAGGAGGAUUUUACGAAGACGAUCUGGAAUUUGCUAAACUACCUGUCGUCAUCUUAAGCACCAGCGACUCCUCCACGGAUUUGCAUCCAAGACUUGAUUCAUUAUUCGCAACGCAUUACUUACGGCCUCUUAAGCCGAACGAUAUUGACACAAUUGUAGAACUACACCUUGAACAAUCACUGGGAGACGAUAAAAUUAUAGUGAGACCUUGGAUUGUUAAGAUGUCCUCGAUAAUCGUCGAAGCCUUCAACGAACUCUCUACCAAUAAGGACAUUAUUAAAUGGACAUUGGGUGAUUUGAUGGUGUGGAUCGAUUCGUUAAAAUAUUAUCCGAAGCCCGAGAAUGAAUCUAAUAUGACAAAUUACUUGAUCGAUUCGUCGCGACGUCAUUUUAAAGCAAAAUUAUUAAUAAAGCAACAAAAGCGUCUCGAGUCUAUUAUAUUUUCUCGAAGCUCCACGGGAAUUAAUUUUGACGCCGAAGUUUAUGUUUGGAAAGGAUCUAGUGCUGGUUUAAUAAAUCUAGCCAAAUCACAUUGGAAAGCUGAAAUUGAAAAUGCAGUAACAAGGUGCAUUCGAGAAGGACACACAAUGUUGACAAGCAUUUCGCCACAUUUAUUAGAAAUAGCUGCUGGCAUUAGUUGGGGCCUCGGUUGUCAGCGAAGGGGAUUACUUUUAACCGGUCGUCCGGGUGCUGGACGAAGAUGGGCGACAAAAAUCAUUUCCGUCAUUUCGUCCCUGCGAAUUAUCGAUUCUGGCCCCGGUCGAGGGAAGGCGUUCGUAAAAGCAGCGGUUCAAGCGGCAGGCAUCGAUGGCGAAUUGACUAUAUUAAUUAUCGAGGAGUAUCACUUACGCGAAGAUGACAUGGCCAUUUUACUUUGUGCAAUAAUAGCCAAUGGCGAGUUACCAGGACUCUACACGGCAGAGGAAUUGGACGGUUUCGUGGCACCGCUUGCCGACUCGGCAGCUAGAGAGGAAUUCCCAGGGAGCUUGGAUCAGUAUUUGUAUCAUCGUCUGAGGAGGUAUCUGCGCGUUAUUCUAAUCGUCGAUUCCUACGAGCUGAAAAGCAAAUGGCUGUCGGAAACGAAUAUUCCUCGCCAUUGCGUACAAACGACCGGACAAUGCUUGUGCAGUGAUUGGUGGUUGAUAGAGGAACAUCUGACGGAGCUGGCUAGCCUUUACAAGGACUCGUCGAGCGACAUUAAAGAAGAAUUUUCGGGAUCGAACGAGGUGGUGCAAGCGCACCUAACUGCCCCCGAGCAGCAACAGGUACCAGCGAGAUUCCUGGCACUGCUCCACAAGUGGAAAGAGCUGCGCGAAACCUGCCUCCGAGAUAUUCUCGAGAAGCUGAAGAACUUACAGGCUGGUAUCGAUCGACUGAAAGAGGCUGGAGAUCAGAUAGCCAAAUUGGAGGAAGACGCGACGAAGCAGCGACACGAGCUCGAGGUGGAAAAGGGUAGAGCUAAUGCCACGCUCGAGCAAAUAACGGCAACGAUGCGGGGCGCCACGGGACAACGAGGUGAAAUGACGACAUUGAAGGACGAGACCGAGCGCGAAAGUGCCGAACUUGCUCGUCGAAAGUUGGAUAUCGAGGGUGAGCUUGGCAAGGUCGAGCCUCUGGUAGAACAAGCGGCUCAAGCGGUCGCGGGCAUAAGUGCCGAGGCCCUCUCGGAGGUGCGCUCGCUGCGCGCGCCCCCGGCACCGGUGCGCGACGUCCUCGAGGGCGUGCUACGGCUCAUGGGAAUACGCGACACAUCCUGGAACAGCAUGAAGACGUUCCUAGCGAAACGCGGCGUUAAGGAGGAGAUCAGAAACUGGGACGCCCGGCGAAGCACCCCGGCGAGCCUCGAUGCCGUGGCCAAACUCGUCAGCGAGAAACCCGAGAGCUUCGAAGAGCGAACUGCCAAGCGAGCCUCGGUCGCUGCCGCACCCCUCGCUGCCUGGGUCCUCGCCAAUCUCCAGUACGGUCAAAUCGUCCAGCAGGUCGCGCCACUGGAGCGGGAGCAACGUCUCCUCGCCGAUCGACUGUUGGCUGCGGAGACGCAGAUUUGCAAGCUCGAAACUGGCCUCAACACGGUUGAGAACAAAGUGGCCCAGCUGCAGGAGGAGCUCGCGGCUCAUUCGAGAGGCGCCGCUGAGCUGCAGCUGCGCACCGAAGCUACCGAGUCGAGUUUGUCAACCGCUCGAGCUUUGCUCGGCAAACUCGACGCCGAGCACAAUGACUGGCUGAUGCAAUUCCAACUGCUCACCGAACGAAAAAUGCGGAUUGGAAUGGAGGCUGCGGACGCCGCUGCUCUCCUCAUUUAUCAGCCAGUGAGGAAGGAGGACGAGAGGCGCAAACGGGCGAUCGACUCGUUGAUAAGUGAGCGGGAGAGGCUGCAGUGGCGGGCCCAGGGCCUCCCCGUCGACACCGACAGUCUAAUCGGGGCGGCUCGAUCACUGCGGUCGAAUCUCGUGCCCCUGUUCGUGGAUCCCUCGGGUGUGGCAGUCACCUGGCUUCGAGCGCACAUCGGCGAAUCGCGACUGGAGGUCGCUCGGCCCGGUGAACCACGCUUCCUCACGAUCGUCGAACUUGCGGUGAGAUUCGGCAAGCCACUGCUCAUCGAGGAGAUCGUCGAGCUGCCCUCGGUCCUGCUGCCGCUGCUCAGGAGACGUCCCUUGAGAAUCGGCGACCGGAGCCUACCAGCGCAGCAGUCGUUCCAGCUGUUCUUGGCCACGAGGCAAGAGGAGCUACUCGAGAGCCUGCCGAGCGAGGCCGAUGCCGUCCUUAUGAAGAUCGCGCUUGGGUCCGGUAGUAGGAGCCUGGCUGAACGAUUAGUUGAAAAGGCUAUUUUGCAAGAGACACCGGAAGUGGAGCAUCGAAGAAGGAAGGCUUUGGAGAGGGAGGAGCAACUGUCGGGAGAAAUAGAGGCUGCGAGACUGGAGCUGUUAGUGCAAUUGGGUGCGGCUCGUGGUCAGAAUAUCUUACAGGAGUCGCAGAAUCAGCAUGGUGGCGGUCUUUUAGCGACGCUCGAGGUGACGCAGUCGAAGGCGAGAGAGAUCGAGCGUGCCCUGGAUGAGAGUCACCGUGACCUCGAGGACGUCCUGAAAAGGAGCAACGAACACGAAAGACUCGCCAAGUUUACAGCGAUUAUAUAUAAAUUCAUUAGAUCCUUCGCGACUCUCAGCUCUCUGUACGUAUUCACUGCCGAGAUUAUAACGGAUAUAUUUUUGGAUGUCGAACGCGGUAGAGCAGAGCUGACCAGAUCCAACAAGGAUGAGAGGGAAAAGUUGCUCGAACGAUCUGUAAUAACCAUGACACUCCAUCAUUGCACAAAGGCUGUCUACAGAAAACAUCGUCUCCCUUUAGCAUUACACUUGGCUAUGUUAUUGACCUCCGUUCCCGAAGAACAGCGAAAUCUUUUGUUACACGGAGAAAGUGCGUACAUCGGUAGCUCUGGCAUCGACAUUGAUAUUCCUAAUUACAUCCCAUCGGAGCAAAAACUGGCCGUUCGUGCUUUAAUUGGCAUAUUGCCCGCGAUGGCGGAAAACAUCAAGCCCAGCUGGAUGAAUAAUAUUGCCAGCAUUUACUCGGACGACCGUAUCAGUCAAUUCGAAAAGAUUCUAAUCAUCCAAGCUCUUCAUCCCGAGUAUCUUCACACGGCCCUCACCAAAUGGACGUCCCAGCAACUCGGAGUUCGAAACCUCACGCCACCUUCCUGGACAUUGAAACAAAUAGCGGAAGAAAACGAAAGACGACCCGUACUGCUGCUUCUGUCACCAGGCGCAGAUCCAGCACCGGAGCUCAAUAAUUUAGUAGCCAACAAAGUCCUGGCUGCCUCUGGUUUUACGGAAAUCGCCUUAGGUCAAGGUCACGUGGCUCAAGCCGAAUCUGCUUUAGAAGUAGCGUGCAAACAGGGAAGCUGGAUUCUGCUAAGUAAUCUUCAACUUGCCUUGAAUUGGCUGCCUCGUCUCGAGGUAAUUUUACGUUCACCCGCUUGCACCACGCACAAGGAUCCUAAUACGAGAAUUUGGCUGACCACGGAAGAAUGUAACGGAUUUUAUUCAGGACUGUCCGGUCUGUGUCUGAAGUUGGCUUACGAGCCACCCGAAGGUAUCAAACGUAACGUUAAAAGGUCGCUUCAGCAGCUGCAGCAGUGCCAACCGAUGAUAAAAAAUCCUUGCAAAUUACUCUUAAUCUCCUGGUUGCAUGCUAUACUUCAGGAAAGACGAAAAUUCGUCCCUCAAGGCUGGACGAAGGAUUACGGAUGGAGCGAAGCUGAUCUGCAGGCGGCUUGUGAAUUAGUUGUAAGGAAGAGCUCGAAAGAUGGGACGAAAAAAUUCGAUGAAGACUGGGAAGCUGAUAGAGGGAUCCUUGACGUCGCGGUUUAUGGCGGAUUUUUGCAAGACGAAUACGACAUGCGUACGCUAAAGGCGAUACUGCGACACAUAUGGUCAAAGGACAUGUACAGGGGACAUCGAAAACUAGGAAAUGUUAUAAGCAUACCGAAAGCAGACUCGGAAAAUCCUAUCAUAAUGAUUGACAGAUUGGAUGAUGCUGACUCGCUUCAAGCUUAUUUCGGAUUACCGGCAAAUGCUUAUCGAGCUUGGGAAAGGUCAGCGGCUGAAUUGACAUUAAGAUACAUAAGAGAAAUUUUAAGGAAAACUGGUAAGAUCGGUAAGGACGACGCCGAUAAAGCAUUAUCUACGUCGGUUUUUCAAUGCAUUAAAGAUAUGAAAACAAUGAUAGAUCAGCAGCGAAUAAUCGAGCCGACAAAUGUAAAAGAGGCGACGCAUGAAUUAGAAGAUGAUCCGUUAAAGCGAUUUUUCACCUAUGAAAUAAAUACGACGAAAGAACUAUUGGAGUUUGUACGUUCCAACUUGGAUAUUCUAGAAUUGAAAGCCGACUUGAAAACUCCGGCUCAAUGGAUUGCCCAUUGGCGUUCUGGCCCUCGAGAUUCCAUUCCAUUCGUUAAUCAAUUAAUUUUGAGAUACCAGUCACUUAAGUCGCUAAAUGGACUGCCUAAUAAGGUCAAACUCACCUGGUUUUCCAUGCCUGGAGCUUUUCUGUCAGCUCUUAAACUAUACAGCGCCCGAGAAACUAAACGGCCAUUUGAAAAUCUACAAUUACAAACUAAAUGGACAAAAGAUUUCAGUAGAGAAGGAAUCUGGAAAACAUCGGUUAUUCUUGAAGGACUUCUUUUAACAGGGGCACGCAUACAGAAUGGAAUCUUGGAAGAAGUAACAGCGAACGCGAGCUCGGUCGUGACUGCCCCGGAUUGCUUAAUUGCUUUCAUCGAUGAGAAACAUUUGAGAGAAAGGGAUGAGGAGAGCCGAGGCAGCGAGUGGAGCGAGACAGACGCGGUAUUAACCGCCGAUCUCAAUACCUUGCAAGUUCCCGUCUACGCAGAUUCAUUUCGGAAUCAUCUCGUUUGCUCCCUACCUGUACCCUAUAUCAAUGACCAAAGGGACAUUUGGCAUCAGAGAGGAAUCAGUUUUCACUUGCGUACUAAUUAAGUCAUAAAUGCACCAUUAAUCACCAUUAUUUAAAUUAAAAUAAUACCAUUAGUAAGAUGUUUAAUGUAAU